CCUUAAGGUUGGUUUUUGGUAACGGUCAGACAUAUGACUCUGCAUGUGACGGAAUUACUGUUUUUCAAGCACUUUUCGUUGACAAAUAAUUGUUUACGGAUAGAAAACCUAUCACAAAAGCAAACAAUUAUUUAUAUCGUUAAUUUUCUAUAGGAUUUUAAAUAAGAGAUUACGCUGUCAUUGUUUACAAGCACAAUAGUUUGUUUUGCAUAUGUUCUUAAAAGCUAGAGUAUAGAAAGUGAUUAGUGUAUCUUGAAAAUAUUAAGUAUAUCGUGGAGUAUAAUAAAGUCGCCAACAAUGAGCGACGAUCAGACAAACGAACCAACUGUCGAGUUGUCAUCAAAUGAUAUCGAAAAAUUAGAGGAAGCUAAAUUAAAAGCUAAAUUUCCAAAUGCGAUUGGACGUCCGAUUAGUGGUCACUCAGCAUUUUUACAAAAAAGAUUAGCCAAAGGUCAAAAAUAUUUUGAUUCUGGAGAUUAUCAAAUGGCAAAACAAAAAUCGGCAGCUAAGCCAAAACCUGCUGGCAUUUUACCAACAGGUGAUGCUAUUCCUACACCAGAAAGCGUGCCACAACGUAAAACUUCUAUUAUUCAACAAAAAUUUAAUACAUCAACAACAUCUUAAAACUAUCCACACAUUCGCUAUAUUUAAUAGUAAUAGUUGUUAAACAAACCAUUGUCCAAAUGUGGUAAGAGUAUAAAAAUUUGAAACAUAAAUUAAUUAAGUAUAGCCGUACUUCUUUAGAGAGAACUCUUAUUCUUUAUAUUCAAUUUUUUUAGUAACACAUUAUUGUAUUAUUCGAUAGAUUAACCAUUUAUCAUAAUUAUUGCGAAACAUGAUUCUAAAAAUGUCUGAAAAAUUUUUUAAAUAUUUUAAUACAAUAAGUAGUAUAAGAGCCAUACAUGCAAUAAUUUUAUCGGGCUUAUAAUUAUACGGUUAGAAAAUAUUUGAUCCAAUCAAAAGCCUAUAUGUUUUAAAAGUCAUGAUUUUUGUGUUUAUUAUUUAACAGCAAAUUUAAAUUACAGUAAAUUGUUUAUUUUAUUAUUGAAAACACUUCUUUGAAUUAUAUCAGUAAAAAAUUAAACUUUAUAAUAUUUAAUUUCUAUAUUAUAUUUUCUAAAAUAAGAGAAUACACAUAAAGUACUAUGAAGAGAUAUGUGCAUAAUAAAGAUAGUAAUGUACGAAUGAUUAAUAGCGAAUGAAAUAAAUCCAAUGCUCUAUACGCAAUAGAGAUUCAGGGUAAAAGAUUAUAUAAAUAAUACAGAUCUGCAUUUUUAAAGUUGCUGUGAUGCACUCAGUAAGAGUAUUUUCUUAUAAGAAUUCAGGUUGUCCUAAAAAUCUGUGUGCAAAGUACGAUGAUCUUAAAUGAAGCUACUCUGCUUUGAUUAUUGUAAACUAUAUUAGUAAUAUAUUGCAAUUAAAAUAA
Vespula vulgaris is the source of this 1426-nucleotide messenger RNA. It is a transcript of the gene endos, whose product is annotated as alpha-endosulfine. The coding region runs from base 298 to 624 and encodes 108 amino acids. NCBI's taxonomy places the organism in Eukaryota, Metazoa, Arthropoda, Insecta, Hymenoptera, Vespidae. Gene Ontology annotation, cellular component: cytoplasm. Gene Ontology annotation, molecular function: protein phosphatase inhibitor activity. The transcript has 3 exons. The record is from RefSeq and is a predicted model, not a curated record.